CCAAUUCGUACGGGCACCAAUACACCGCGCCUUUGCACGUUGCCCACUUGCUAGUUCGAAAACAAAAGAGGGAACUGCAGAUUUAUUAGGGUUUAAUAUUUGAGCCGCGUGAAGGAGUUCGAAUUUGGAGAAAGACUAAAUUCUCGAAAUUCAAGUGGUGAUUCUGCUGCCUCUUCCAAACCAGAAUUGUUUUUCAGUGAUUUGCAGCCAUGACCGAGUACUGGGUUAGUCAGGGCAACAAAUGGUGUGACACCUGCAAAAUUUACAUAUCCAAUAAUCCUGCCAGCAUUAGAAAUCAUGAGCUUGGCCAGCGACACAAGGAUAAUGUUGCCAAGAGGCUUAAUACCAUGCGGGAAGAGAAAGCUGCAAAAGAGAAAGAACAAAAGCAAGCAUCUCGUCUCCUGGAACAGAUAGAAGCUAAAGCAAAGCGCAGCUAUGAGAAGGAUUUAGCAACUUUUCGGGAGGCAAGAGACACAAAUGCACAGGCACUCAUUGCUGAAGAUAGUAAUCAAGGAAUUGCUGAUGGUUCCACCAUGUCUGGAGAUUGGGAGUAUGACAGUUCAUCAGGCUACUACUAUAAUCAAAAGAAUAAUUAUUACUAUGAUCCCAACUCCGGCUUCUACUAUAUGGAUAGUCUAGGCAAAUGGGUGACACAAGAAGAGGCCCUUGCUGCAUUUCAAGUUUCUUCAGCUUCAGGCCCUACUCAGAAGAAACCUAGUCUAGGGAAGCCACCAUCAGCAUCAGAGAAUAGACCUAGUGGUGAAACCAAGUCUGCCUCAACCUCUGAAAGUGGACCUCCACCUGGACGUGUGGUUUCCACACCACUCAAUCCAUUGAGACCUGUCAAAGGGGCUACAUCCUCAGUUGCUGUUAAGAGAAAAAGGCCAGAUGAGAAGCCAAAAGCUAUGUCUAAAGAGGAAGAAGCUGCCCUUAAGGCUAGGGAAGCUGCUAGAAAGAGAGUUGAAGAGAGAGAAAAACCACUUCUCGGUCUUUACAAGCGCUGAUACAUAGUUACUUCCAGAUGCUCCUCCAUGUUUGUUGUAAGGGGAAAUCUGAAGCUUCAAGGGACAGAACGAGCAACAAGCACUAUCAAAUUAGCUGGCUGCUCCUACUUUCUGUACAGAAAUACUUGCAGGAAACAGGUUCACAGCAAUAUCUGUGCUCUGAUUUGUACCAUGUACUAACAUCCUGAAAUUUGUUUGUAGGUGUGGAGAUGAGGACCCCUUUAGUAUCUCCACUUUCACUUAUUACAAAGAUCAUUACUUGGUGGUUUCUGAAAUACAAUGUCCAAACUCUUCUGAAUAUCUUAUGAACUAGCAAUCUUUUAAUUUU
Sesamum indicum (sesame) is the source of this 1332-nucleotide messenger RNA. Its product is annotated as C2H2 and C2HC zinc fingers superfamily protein. Lineage: Eukaryota; Viridiplantae; Streptophyta; Magnoliopsida; Lamiales; Pedaliaceae. Gene Ontology annotation, biological process: mRNA splicing, via spliceosome. Gene Ontology annotation, cellular component: nucleus; precatalytic spliceosome. The record is from RefSeq and is a predicted model, not a curated record. Gene Ontology annotation, molecular function: zinc ion binding; RNA binding.